Messenger RNA from Lynx canadensis (Canada lynx), 1831 nucleotides. It is a transcript of the gene TNFAIP8, whose product is annotated as TNF alpha induced protein 8. Gene Ontology annotation, biological process: regulation of apoptotic process. The record is from RefSeq and is a predicted model, not a curated record. Lineage: Eukaryota; Metazoa; Chordata; Mammalia; Carnivora; Felidae. The transcript has 2 exons. Gene Ontology annotation, molecular function: cysteine-type endopeptidase inhibitor activity involved in apoptotic process. Gene Ontology annotation, cellular component: cytoplasm. The coding region runs from base 121 to 759 and encodes 212 amino acids.
CUGCACCAGAACCAGCCCUCCGCCCCGGGGAGGUUUUGAUUUUAGUGGCUCCCCUUCCUUUUAUUUUCUGUCGUGAGCGGGGUUUUGGCCUCGGAGCAAACUUGAAGCUCGUCUGAGUACAUGUCAGCGGUAAUCGCCCCUGCAGCCGGUUACCCUGACACCAUGCACUCCGAAGCAGAAGAAUCCAAGGAAGUGGCCACAGAUGUCUUCAAUUCCAAAAACCUGGCCGUGCAGGCGCAAAAGAAGAUCUUGGGGAAAAUGGUGUCCAAAUCCAUCGCCACCACCCUCAUCGACGACACGAGCAGCGAAGUCCUGGAUGAGCUCUACCGAGUGACCAAAGAGUACACCCAGAACAAGAAAGAGGCGGAGAAAAUCAUCAAGAACCUCAUCAAAACAGUCAUCAAGCUGGCCAUUCUCUACAGGAACAACCAGUUUAAUCAAGAUGAGCUGGCGCUGAUGGAGAAAUUUAAGAAGAAGGUUCACCAGCUCGCCAUGACCGUGGUCAGCUUCCAUCAGGUGGAGUACACCUUUGACCGCAACGUGUUAUCCCGGCUGCUGAAUGAAUGCAGAGAGCUGCUGCACCAGAUCAUCCAGCGUCACCUCACUGCCAAGUCACACGGACGGGUUAAUAAUGUCUUCGACCAUUUCUCAGAUUGCGAUUUUUUAGCUGCCUUAUAUAACCCCUUUGGAAAUUUCAAGCCCCACCUACAAAAACUCUGUGACGGCGUGAACAAAAUGCUGGAUGAGGAGAACAUUUGAGCGUAUGAGCGAAGACUGACUGCUCGUGAUUUAUUUGAAAAUGGAGCACUGCUGAUGUAUGAAGGAAAAAAGAAUUUUUUUUUUUUUUUUUUUUUUUUUUUUUAAGAUUACACAUGGUUCAGAAAGACAUUGGCCAAUUCGGUUGGUAGACGUUAGUGGUAAUGUCUUAUGUGGCUUGUUUUAUUGGAAGAAAAGCAUAGUGCCAAAAAUUCUGGUGAAAGGCUCCCUAAUGGUUGACAGAUCAUGGGAAAAGUGUAUGAUGCAAAUAUAGAGUCAUACAAAGAUGAAUAUGUAUGGCUCUAAACCUCAAGACAUCUAUUUUAGAGCAGUUAAUAGCACAUUGGAUAUUUCUAACGUGUACAGAGUUAUGUAUUUUGAUUCACUAUUAUUCCUUACUAUGUGUACGUACCUCUGUUAAGAAGCCGAGGUCUUUCUCUCGCUCUCAUUGUUCCUUUUGAAACAAUUUCAUUUGCGAGUUUACCUUUGGUUGAACAUUCUUGCAUUAAAGAUUGUGUCACUGACAUUCAAGAAUUAAGUCUUCAUGGAGAAUUAAGACACUCAAGAAUUAAGGCGGUCAAAUGGAACCCUCAGAAAAAUUGAAAAACGGCUUCUCUGAAGUCAGUAUUGUAGGAACCAACUGUAUGUGACAUCAUGAAUAAUGUUUCUGGAGUUGAAACGCUUCUGGAGUUGAGUCCUGUUUUUUAGUACCAACAGUGCUACAUCCGAAACGUGGUAAUUCUUGAAAAUGUACUGGUGGCAUCUCUACCCAUUUUUGAUGUGAGAGUCACAGAGGAAAAUCUAGGUGGUUCUUGUAAAACUUAAGUGGUAUUAAGACAGUUACUACAAUCUUUAUUUUAGAGAGGAGCCCGUCAAAAUAAUGUAGGGGGAUAAGGGCCAAAAAGGAGGAAAGCAUAUUGCUGUAGCAUGUGAGAAUGGAAAUAAAAGGCAUUUCAAUGUUUAAUAAGGUUUGAUAGGUAAAUAAAGAAUGUCACUUUUUUAUUUAACUAUAAGGUUUUUGCUAUUUUGUUAUUUGCUAUUUUGAUAAGUAAACCAAAGAAUAUGUGCAUUCUAA